Messenger RNA from Hyaloperonospora brassicae, 1218 nucleotides. NCBI's taxonomy places the organism in Eukaryota, Oomycota, Peronosporomycetes, Peronosporales, Peronosporaceae. The record is from the annotation of a GenBank genome assembly.
AUGUUUGGAGGAGACGCUGCGCUGCCGUUCUCGCGGCACUCGGACGUGCUGCACGGCCCCGUGCCAACGGACGCCGUCGAGCUGGAGCGCCUCGUGGCCGAGCUCAAGCGCCGCGGGAAUGCCGCGUUCCAGCAAAAGGUGCUGCAAGAGGCCGAGGUGCUCUACACGAGGGCCAUUGCCGUGACCGAAGGCUCGUCGCUGCCCAAUCGGCACAUCUUCUAUGCCAAUCGCUCGGCCGCUCGCUGCGCCAUGGGCAAAGCGGACCAGGCGCUGGAGGACGCAACCGUCUGCGUGGCACUGGACGCCACGUACGCCAAGGGAUUGUUCCGCAAAGCGCAGGCGCUUGUCCAGCUGGAGCGCUACAAAGAGGCGCUCGCUGUGCUGGACGAUGCAAAGGCGCUCGAGUCGAGCAACAAGUCGGUUUCGGCGCUGUACGUCAAAGUGCAAGCGCUGGCUGAGAAGCAGAAAGAGGCACCGGCUGUGGCGCCGUCCAAGCAAGUUACGACGACGCGUGGGAACGAGACGCGGUCUGCUGCUUCUGCUGCUCCUGCUGCUUCGGCAUCGACGGCUACUUCUGCUGCUGACGCUACGGUUGUAGAGGACGAUGUAGAGAUUGUCGGUCACGUCCGUGGCUACAAGAAGUUGGCCGACGGACGCGUGACCACGUUCUUUAACAAUGAGCUCACGGAGGAAGCCAAGCAGCUCAUUGGCGACAUUGCUCCGAAGAAAGUGGACGACCUCCAUGCGGUGCAGAUCAAGAGCGUGGACGGCGGAUCUGCUUGGAACCAGGGCAACACGUUUGAGGAGAAGGACAUGACAACGUGGGCCAAAGCCAAGCUCGAGACGCUCGUUUCAGGCGUCUCGGCUCCUCUAGGCCCCGGCGGUGAUGGCGUCGUCACUUCGGUCAAAGUGUCGGAUCUAGAGGGUGACGCAUCGAUUGCAGUCGUGCGUGGCGCUAAGCGCUACAUCUUUGACUUUGCGUUCACCCUGGCGUGCACGCUGACGCAGGGCGACAACGUCGUGACGGGCGACCUCAAGUUUCUGGACCUCAGCUCGGAUUGUGGAGGCGACUACGACGUCGAAGCUGUGGUUGCUUCUCGUUACCAGUCGGAAGGCGGCAAAGCGCUGCAUGCGGCACUGAACUCGACGGCGUCGCCGUUCCGCCAGGCGCUUGCUGCCCAGCUGGCGAUCUUCGUACAGGAGUACCACACGUUCUGA